This is a messenger RNA of Tigriopus californicus, 2012 nucleotides long. Its product is annotated as solute carrier family 35 member G1-like. Gene Ontology annotation, cellular component: membrane. The record is from RefSeq and is a predicted model, not a curated record. The transcript is spliced from 4 exons. Bases 241 to 1569 code for a protein of 442 amino acids. Lineage: Eukaryota; Metazoa; Arthropoda; Copepoda; Harpacticoida; Harpacticidae.
CUUCAACGAAAAAAAAACCCAAUGUCUUGAAAUAGGGCAAGCACAGCCAAACCCAUACAAUCAACUUUUAGGCGUCAUUGGUUAUCGUCGAUAACAAAAGGAAACCAGGACGAGUCCUUGCAGGCUAUUGUAGGAUAUCCAGCUCAAUUUCGUUGCCCUCUUGUUGCUACUCGGGAUCUUAAUCAAACGCAAUGGCAUUCUCUUUCUGCGAAUCCUUUCUCCUACCGAGGUGGUGAGAAAAUGGGUCAGGAUGUCCUGUCUUCUCUCCUUACAGAUCUGGUGGUCAAGAGCGAUGGGACAGAAAUAUUAGCCAAUCAGAAAUGUACAAAACCAAGCUCCCGUUCCUCAUUGCGUGGAUUGAGUUCGUUUGACUCGAUUGCCGUCACUCAGUCCAUUCCUCCGGGGUACUCCAAUGUGAUCACUUGUUUCGUUCAAAUCAAAAUGAAAUCCACGAACUCGCCAGAAGAAGCCAAGGAGGCAUCGUCAGAGACCCCAUCUUCCGCAUCCCAAUCCAUUAACAGCAUGAAGGAUAAUGUCGGGGCCCGAAUCCGAAAGCACUGCGACCGGACUUUUGAGCGCCUGGACAAGACUCACCUCCCCGUAGGCCAUGUGUUGGCCUUUGCUUCAAGCAUGAUCAUGUCGUUCUUGUCGUUCAUCGUGGUGCUGAUUCAGAGCGCAGAUUCCUAUGUGAUUGCCGCCUCGAGGAACUUGCUAACUUUCCUGCUCUCCCUUCCCAUGUUGUUUGUGAUGGGUGUGUCACCAUGGCCCAAGGAGAACAAAAAACUCAUCCUAACCCGAGCCAUAUGCUCCACUACCGCCAUUCUACUAAAUUAUUACGCUCUAAAGAAUAUGCCCAUCGGCGAUUGUCAAAUGAUUUAUGCUACCUCCCCCGUGAUGGUUACCAUUUUUGCUUGGGCAAUUCUGAAGGAACCCAUAACGGCCAACUCAAUGGUGAGCAUUUUGACCGCUAUUCCCGGGCUGAUUCUCAUCAUCCAGCCCCCUCAGCUCUUCCCAAAAGAUGAGGAUAUUGAGGGAUCAGUGGUGUACCAAAAUGCCACCUACGCCGCUUUGAUGUGCUCCUUGGCGGUGGUUUUUGUGGGAGCAGCCACAGUUUGCUCUAGAAAACUUCGGAAUGUUAAUUGCCUGAUCUUGACCGUGUGGAAUGGUGCUUUUGGUUCAAUCCCUGGCUUUGUGAUCUCAUGGUACGUUGGAUCCUUGGCAAUGCCUUCAACCAUUGAUCUGUUGUGCAUCUUGACCAUUGGAUGCAUGGCCAUGAUUGGGCAGAACAUGUUUAUCUGCGCUGUCAAGUUCGAAGCUGCCGGAGUAGUAUCCCUGAUUCGGAAGUCCAGCGAUUCCUUCAUUGCCGUCCUAAUUCAGAUCUUGUACUUCCAACAAUACCCCAAUACUUACACCAUCAUAGGUGAGGUUAUGAUCUUUUUUGCCGUAAUCUACUCCAGUGGGUAUAAGAUUGCCAAGACCUCGAAUAAUUUGUGGAUGCGCUUCUUCUUCUUGGCUGGGAAACCCAAGAACAUCGCCAUUCCGUGUUUGAGCAUGGAAAUUGGUCCUUAAGUGCUUUAUUCCUUUCAUACAAACACAUCCAAUCUACAUACGUUUAAGCAUCCAUUCAGUUGUCAGUUAAAAACAGAUCAGAAUAAAAGAGCAUGAAAUGUCAAGUUUUCCCAAUUUGUUCAUCGUUCCCGUGAUGUAGCAGCUUUUACGCAGACCCGUAGAAAACCAGCUUUGAGGCGGUCUAGUUUGACCGCAAGCAACUUCAUGUCAUAAUAUAUUAAUGCUAUGAGUCGAAAGUUUCGAAUCUAUCUCCGAUUCUCUCGAGUCAGAUCUAAUAUCAACUUCAAGACUCUCACAUUGUUUACGAAAAAGGACAUUGAAGAAAACCGCCAAUGGAAGAAAGGAUGGAACAUGACUUUCGUCUAUCUAUCCAGAAAUAUGUGCUUUGUCAAAAGUGUGAUGCACCAUUAGCUCUCAUGUCAUCUUAAGCCUAGACGUUGUUA